Molecule: messenger RNA, 1374 nt
Organism: Octopus sinensis (East Asian common octopus)
Lineage: Eukaryota; Metazoa; Mollusca; Cephalopoda; Octopoda; Octopodidae
Product: retinol dehydrogenase 12-like
Exons: 2
Coding region: 411-1358 (315 amino acids)
Source: RefSeq, a predicted model, not a curated record
CAACAAACUUGAAUUGUCCCUUAUCACAAACAAGUGAUCAGCAGUACACCUUUAACAAAAAAAAAAGCCUCCGACUGCUGUCAAAAAAGCUUACAAGAAACUGAAAUGGUACGUUAAACUCAAACAUCGCCUGCAGUUUUUAUGCUCAGGCUGCUGAAAAGAAAUGCUUGUCUUACCAGCCGUGACUCAGAAAAAUAGAAAUGAAAAUAUAAUUUGUCUUGUUCGUUAUAAAGAUGAACUUAAUCAUUAGGCACGUGAGCUUACGAUGCGCCGACCUUGUCGAAUUACAUGUUGUGGGUUGAUGAUACGUUGUUCUGACGCACCUUUGUACUAUAAACGUCAGAACUGUGAAAGUUGUGCUGUGAAAAAGCUGUGUUAGUCCUGGUUUCUGUCGAAAUCUCAGUAUAUUAAUGAUGUUGUUGACAAUUUUGGCAGUUGUAGCCAUAAUAAUCAUUUUACCUUUGUCGAUUCGCUAUUAUAUGAAAGGAGCCACCUGUACCAGCCCUGUUAAACUGGAAGGUAAAACAGUUAUUAUUACUGGAGGUAACUGUGGAAUCGGAUUCGAAACAGCCCGUAAUUUAUUACUACGAGGGGCCCGAGUGAUCCUCGCAUGUCGGGACUUAAAUAAGGCGAAAUCGGCUGCGGAACAAUUAAGCGAAUUAGGUUCAGGUGUUGUACUUGUUGAAAAACUUGAUCUCUCAAGCUUCGAUUCCAUUCGAACAUUCUGCAAGAAUAUUAAGCAACAUAUCACCUCUUUGGAUAUCCUUAUAAACAAUGCGGGUGUUUAUUUCCACCCGUAUGCUGAGACAGAAGAUGGCCUGGAAAUGCAUAUGGGCGUCAAUUAUUUUGGUCCCUUCCUUUUGACACAUCUUCUACUGGAGUUAUUAAAGAAGUCUGAUUCACCCCGCGUCGUUUUUGUCGGGAGUGUUAUUUACAAAUGCGGGAAAAUCGAUUUUGACAACAUGAAUAAACCGGAGUUUUUCCAUCAACACGGUGCCUACUGUGACAGUAAGUUAGCCUGUGCUUUAUUUUGCCGUGAAUUUAGCAAUCGAAUGUCAGACACUAAUAUCAACAUAUAUUAUGUUCACCCGGGAAUAGUAAACACAAAUAUAAGUCGGAACAUUUUGAAUUCAUUUCCUCUGAUACAAAAGGUCUCUGCUUUCAAAUCACUUUUCAAGAAUUGCCAAGAAGGUUGUCAAACUGUUGUAUAUUGUUCUGUUAGUGAAGAGACGAAAGACCAAUCUGGUUGCUACUACAGUGAAUGCCAGAGAGACGAAUGGGCAAAUCAAGCUCUGGAUAAACAACUUGCUAUAAAGUUGUGGAACUUCAGCGAAAAAGUUACGGGAUUAAUCGAAUGAAAAUUUUAUCAAUUGU